AUGGUAUUUUGCACUCAGAGCAUACCUGUCACCAUGGUGAUUAUAAUCAUACAACAGAUGAGGCUCAUGGGAAAUAGUCUUGAGAAGAACACGUUUUUGUGUAAAUCAGACAAGAGAAAAUGUGACAAAAGGCAGAUGAAGGCAGAGGGGGAAAAAUGCAUCCUGGAUCCCUCACAGUGGAGGUGUUUAGAGAGAGUCCUGUCGCUAGAAGGCCCACAGUCAGCAGCUGUGCUGUUGUGUUUUGGACCAGUUGAAGGCAACGAAGAGAGUAAUGGUCCAGACCCAGCUAGAAGGACUUACAGUAAUCCAACUGUGAGAAAACAGGUGGAUGACGUGUUCAAAGACGUCAGCAGAAACCACACCAAGGUUUUUUACACAGGAUUUCAGAAAAGACUCACACGAGAUAAAGGGGCUGACAACACCCUAGAGAGUUUUGGUUGUCAAAAGAAAGAUCUCAGGUUCAUUAUCAGGGACCAGAGGCAAAUACAUCUGCAGGUCAUCAGCAAAUCAGUGAAAGGGGAUAUUAUACUUCUAGAAGAAAAGCCCAACGGCAGAAAGUACAUUGAAAAGACAAGUGCUGGGCCCGGAUUUGAGCCCCGGGGACAUGGGGAGGACUUAAAAUACUGUGACUGGAAGGAACAGAUAACCGGGUUGCUAGGGACACAGGAGUUGGCAGAACCCAGGAAGGUUGAUAUUGUAUUGGGGGCGCUGGCUGGGGAAGCCAAACGUCAGGUCAGUGUUUUGGAAGAGAAGGAAAAAGAUCAAGUCCGUAAAAUCCUUAACUAUUUAGAUUCCCUGUAUGGAGACCGCACUCCAACCGCGGUGUUAAGGUUGCGGCGACAUGACCCCGACGACUCCCCCUCAGAUAUAGCCUUACGGGACCAGCUGUUGUUGGGGUUACAGGAGGGUCCCCUGGCCCAGGCCUUAAAGGUUUAUGCUCGCCGUAACCCUGAGGGGGAUUUUGCUGCUAUCCGUCAGGAGGCACUAUUACUUGAUGCAGAGUACGGAAACACGCCGACUGAGGCGACAUGGACCUGGCUGGAAGGAGGCCCUAAAGAGGGAGCCAAAUGCUUCACCGCCUCCUUUAAACUAACCAUCCCUGCUGCUGAGGUCCGGGGGGCAGGGGUGGCUGAUUCACCACCAGAGGGAAAAGGGGCCACUGAGAUGUUUGUUGGACAAAGUCCUACCAUAGGGGUGACCAUUGAGGGAGUCCAGCUCCAGGGGUUGCUGGAUACGGGUUCCCAAGUAACUUUAAUGCAACAGAGUCUCCUAGAAAAAUAUUUUACUGGAAUUAAACCUGAGAAGACCCCUGUAUUCUUCCAAUUGAGAGCAGCCAAUGGAUUAGAGAUCCCCUAUACUGGCUAUGCAGUGUUGGACUUUGAAGUGGAGGGCAUUAGCAUACCUGGGCGGGGCGUUAUUAUUGUUAUGGAUGAACAUUGUACACACCCGCUCAUUAUAGGCAUGAACAUUGUGACUGCUUGCUGGAAGGCCCUGUUUAAGAGUUCUGCAGCGGCUGCCCCAUGCCCAUCACCGAUAAAGCAUCAGAAGGCCUGGAAGGAUGCCUUUGCAACCUGCAGGCGUAUUGAAGCUACUGUGGCCGAGGAUGGGCUGCUUGGAUUUGUGCGGCUGGCCCGUCGGGGCCCUAUAAGGAUCCCACCGAGAAGUGAGAUGCUGGUUUGGGGCCGGGCGCGGAGGGGCCCACGAGGAGCAGACUACUGUGCCCUGUUAGACCCGACAUCAGAGACCAGUAAGGUGGGCGUGGCCAGGACACUGGCCAUUGUAAGAAAUGGCAGAAUUCCGGUGCGUGUUUGCAACCCCCACCCUUACAGCCUGUCUAUUGGCCGGUACGAGAAGCUGGGAAAGCUGUACCACAUGGAUGAGACGGAUGUUCAUGGACCUCGUGAUCUGAGCCUGUCCCUGGAGGAGGACGGAGCGGUUGAAGUGGCGUUGGUGGAUGCAGCAGUGCCUACAGAACAAAGUGAGCUUCCACAAAGGGUGAGAGAUCUAACUAACCGGCCAGAUUUGUCUGAAGCUCAACAGGAGGAGCUGUGUGCCUUGCUGCAGAAGUGGGAAAAAGUUUUUGCGAAGCAUGAUGAAGACUUUGGGCGGACAGAGGCCGUAAAACACCAAAUCCACACUGGUGGGGCAGCACCUAUUAGGGAGCGAUAUCGACCUCUCCCUCCCCUCAUGUACAGAGAGGUGAAAUCCCUGUUGUCAGAUAUGCUGGAGAGAGGAGUGAUUAGAGAGAGCUGUAGCCCCUGGGCUGCACCCAUAGUCCCGGUGAAGAAAAAAGACAACAGUUGGAGAUUCUGUGUCGAUUAUAGGAAAUUGAACGCAGUAACUCAUAAAGAUGCCUUUCCUUUGCCUAGGAUAGAGGAGACUCUGACCAGUCUGAACCGAGCAGAGUGGUUUUCUACCCUUGACCUGGCCAGUGGGUACUGGCAGGUCGAAAUGGAUCCUCAGGACAGGGAGAAGACUGCUUUUACCACUCCACUUGGGUUGUUUGAAUUUGAACGCAUGCCGUUCGGAUUGUGUAAUGCCCCCGCCACUUUCCAGCGACUUAUGCAGCAGUGUUUAAGUGGUCAGAUGGCAGAGUCACUGUUGGUGUACUUGGAUGACAUCAUUAUUUACUCACCCGAUUUCUCCUCUCACCUACAGCAUCUGGACGGGGUACUCCAAAGGCUGUGGCAGCACGGAUUGAAGCUACGGCUGGACAAGUGUAAACUACUGCAACGUGAGACAGCCCGCCUGGGGGCAACGGAACAGCGCUGGGUUGCUCAGCUUGCCUCUUUUAACUACAGCAUCAAGUAUCGUCCCGGGAAAAGCAACACGAAUGCUGAUGCCUUGUCCAGGUUCCCAGUGCCCACCUCGGAUGAUGAACCCUCCGAUGCGGAGGCUGCAUUUUCGGCAGCCGUGGAGCUCGCCCCUGAUGGGGGAAGUGAAGAUUGGGCUGAUGGUGAAUGGGAGCUGGCUCAAGCCAAUGACCCGGAUAUCCGGCUGGUUAAAGAGUACGUGGACCGACAAACGAGACCCUCGAGAGCAGAGCGACAAGCUAUGUCCCGCACGGCCCAGAAGUUGCUACAACAACAGAAGAGGCUUGUGAAUAAGGGCAAUUUACUGUGCCGGAGGGUGAUCGAGCCCCGCACCAAUGAGGAGCACUACCAGAUUGUAUGUCCCAGCUCUCGACAUAGAGAGGUUUGGAUGAGAAUCCACGAGGCAGCUGCCCAUGCUGGUGUGGACCGGACCCUGGCCCGGGUCAGACAAAAGUUCUACUGGCCAGACCAAGAGGGGGAGGUACGUCGUUACCAUCAGGGUUGUGUCGCCUGUAGUUUACAGAGAGAGAAGGUAGAAUUGAGGGCUCCUUUGAACCCUGUGGUGGUGUCCUACCCCUUAGAAGUGAUAGGGUUAGACUUCUUAUCGCUUGGUCGGCCUACUGAUGUUUUCCAAAACAUACUUGUUGCUACAGAUCUGUUCACCCGGUUUGCUUGGGCCAUCCCUACUAGAGAUCAGACGGCGCAGACCACAGUGAGGGCUCUGUGGACGCAUGUAAUUCAACCUUUUGGCUGCCCAGCCCAUUUCCAUUCGGAUCAAGGCCCCAACUUUGAGUCUGCCUUAAUGAAGCAGCUCUGUGACACCUAUGGUGUAACUAAGAGUCGCACAACGCCAUACCAUCCAGCAGGGAAUGGUGGUACAGAGCGGUUCAACCAGACAUUGCUAGACAUGCUUCGCUCAUUGGAGACAGCCAAGCAGAACCGCUGGCCGGAAUACAUUUCUGAGCUGGUACAUGCGUAUAACAACACAACACACAGCUCCACCGGUUAUGCGCCCUCUUUUCUCAUGUUUGGCAGGCAUUUGAGACUCCCGGUAGAUCUAGAGCUGGGGGUUGGCCCCCAAGAGGUACGUCACGAGCUGAGUGGGUGGGUAAAUGAGCACCAGCGGAGACUUUCCACCGCUUAUAAUAUAGCGGGGCAAAAGAUGAGCAAGGCAGCUUCUCAGUCGAAACAGCAUUAUGAUAAGAAGGCCAAGGCCAUGCCCCUGCUGCCAGGAGAACGAGUGUGGGUGCGGGAGAGAAACAGGCAGGGCAGAGGGAAACUGUGUACAUGGUGGGGAAAUGAUCCUUUUGUGAUUUUGGACAAGGUGGGAGAGACGGGGGUGGUUUAUCGGGUGCAACCUGAAAAAGGUGGUCGCCAGCAGACGGUGCAUAGGAAUGCAUUGAAGCCGUGUACAGCACCCCCUGUAGACAUUUUACCACCGGUAGCGGAGCCUGAAGCAGGCAGUCAAAGGCUUUUAGAGACUCUAAAGUGGCCGGAACCAUUGUUCUAUGGGUUUUUUCCCCUAGCUCCGCACGGGGCUCCCCAAGAUGGACCACAGGAAGCAGUGCGGCGCUCUGCUCGGCCUAAUUUUGGCAAGCCACCAGACAGGUAUGGGGAUUGAACUGUUCACGUCACAGGGACUGACGACGUCAAGAAGUGGGGGGAUGUCAUACGGGCAAAGUCUGUUUUAUUGUGGUUUUCCUUCUAGUGUGGUGUGUUUUUAGUGUGUAUUCUUUUUUAUUUAGUUUAGUGCAUGGAAUGCUUUUAUUUUGGGGAACCCAGGAAACUGGGAGGGUGUGUGAUUUUACUUUGAUGAGCUUGGACAGAUGACAUCCGGACCGGAGCAAUUAUCUGCACCGGUGGCAGAUUAGGAGCGUCUGUUUUUUGGUGGAGACGGUGGCAGCAAGGAGAGAAUCGCCGGGUGAAAGGACACCGAUCGUCUGUGACGAGGCUUCAUGGAGAUGUGGGCAGGGUAUUCCUCUGCCCUGGCGUGUGAGUAGCGGCCCUGUGACAAGGUGUGACCCGCGGUGUGUGAUCGAGCAGUGACUGCCGUUAAAUUCACUGACAGGUGGACCCGCGACAGAGGAGGACGACAGCGUGGCGCGGUGACGCGGCCGAGCCAGUGACUGAUCUGCAGGAGGAAGCGGCCGAUCGAGGGAAACGGCGGUGCGGCAGACGCGCGUCUUGAAGGAGGAGGCGAGCUAUCGAGGGAAGAGGA
This is a messenger RNA of Nothobranchius furzeri (turquoise killifish), 5031 nucleotides long. The record is from RefSeq and is a predicted model, not a curated record. Lineage: Eukaryota; Metazoa; Chordata; Actinopteri; Cyprinodontiformes; Nothobranchiidae.